CCCACACCUCCACUACAGCAGUCUGCAGCCGUCAGUGCUGCGCGUUGAAGUUGGCGUCCUCCUGCGUCGCCCCUCGAGCCUUCGUCAGUGUCCCCUCGGGCCCGGGAGUCGCGGAGAUACGCCGGCCAGAGCGCGCGGCUGCGGCAGGGAGCUGCUGGGCCCCCGCGAUCUCUGGAGAAUGGAAGGGCCGGCGGAGGGGACUCGUCAGAGGGAGGUGACGUGCAUAGGGGCGGACGGCAACUGCAUCUUCAUCGCCGUCAGCCCCCAGCCCCACGGGGUGAGCAGCGUUACGGUUGUGGGGGGCAGUGUGCGGAAGCUACGCCGCGGACGCAAGGCGCCAGUGGGGCUGCCCGGCGCGCUGCUGCUCGCGAUGCGGCGGGGGGACGAGAAGCGUCUUGCGGAGCUGUUUGACGCAGAGGGCCCCGCGGUGGGCGCGCCUGCGCUGGAGGACGCGCUGGACGAGGCCUGGCGCACGGCCUGCGCGCUCAACCUGCCGCUCAGCAAGGACAUGAAGCGGCGUGUUGUGGGCAUCCUCACGCUGCUCCGCUACCGCCUGUCCCGGGCGGACGCGGCCACUGACGUGCCGCCGGCCGCCGCCGACGCCCUGGUCCGGUGGCGCGAGCUGUGGCGCCGGGUGGACCUGCUGCUAAAGUUCUCAGAGCGCCUAGAGCUCGAGCUGGAGCCGCUCCGGAGCUGCGAACUGGCCAAGCUGUGCGUCCAGAACCUGCACCGCGUCAAGUCGGCAUUCAAGAGCACGUACAAGGACGUGCCGUGGGAGGACAUGGAGUACCUCCUCGUGGUGUUCAUCGAGACGCGCGCUGCUCGGAGCAUCGCGACCGACGUGCGCCUGUUCAGGAAGAGGGUGCUGGAGCACGUGAUGAAGCACCGCCAUGAUUCUGACCCUGAGGCGGCCAUGCGAAGGCUUCAGCUGAAUCCGAAGGGAAAGGAGAGGGCCACCCUCCCCAGCGUCAACGCCCUCCCAGUCCCGCGGCAGCACAGCGCCGUGUUGAGGGACUGGCACUGCAGGGACCACAGGGACCCGCCGCCGGCCGCCGACGCCCACGUGCGGUGGCACAAGCUGUGGGGCCGGGUGGACCUGCUGCUGGAGUACUCGCGGCGCCUCCAGGACGAGCUGCAGCGGCUCCAGGGCCACGACCGGGCGCCGGGCAGCGCGGACAAGAGCGUGUUGCUGGCCAGGAUGUGCGCCCUGGUCAUGCACAACGUCAAGGGGUCCUUCUUGUCCACCUACAAGGACGUGCCGUGGGAGGAGAUGGAGUACCUCCUAGUCAUGUUCAUCGAGCCGCGCACAGUGUUCGUGACCCUGGCCCACCUGGUGGCCACCGCGAGCACCGCGGCCCACCUGCAGUGCUUCAGGGAGCAGGUGGGUAAGUACGUGCUGGUGCACCGCGCUGAGCCCGACCCGGAGGCGGCCAUGAGGAGGCUGAAGAAGGAGCCGCGGAAGGAGAGGGCUGCCCUCCUCGGCGGGGUGGAGGACAGCGCCCUCACAGACCUCAGAAAGGACUUUGGCCUGCUGAGGGACAAGCACUCCCUAAAGGACAUCAACGAGACCCUGAGCGUCACCUGCGAGGCGCUCCGUCUGGAGGACACCGACUGGGCAGCUUGGGGCUGGCUCUCCGUGCGGUGGGGGCUGUUUGUGGUGGGGGAAAGAGUGAAGUACUCGUGGUCGUCACCGAACCUGUCCCCCCGCUGGACUGGCCUUGUGGGAGCUAUGGCGCCCGGCGGCAUCCUGAAGGUAACGUCUGCCAUCCGGGACGACCAGGAGCACGGGGAGGACGGCUCCAACGCCAAGACACUGGCCUUGUCGGAGUUAAAGAACCUAGAGAGAAAGGAGCUGGCAGAAGAGUUGGAAAAACUGAGGAAUGCAGUAUGUGUGGCUCUUGCGGAGAUUGGCAACGAGUCAGACAAGAGUGACUUGGUUGAGCAUGAACUAAGACUUAUCAAGAAUACAAACUUGAUUGUGGAUGAAGUGAUGAAGAUAUUCCAACGAAAAAGAUAUGCAUCGAAAGAUAAAUUUAAAGAAAUUGAGCGUUGUGCUCAAUUAGUGCAGAACACGCGAAAUAGGUUACUAUAUGGGCGUUUUGUGUCUUUGUCCUGGGACUUUGUUCUUUCUCAUUUCCCAGAGGCUUUUGCUCGUGUUAGUCGCCUUCUUUUUGACAAGAGCAUGGCGAACACCGAAAGCUUUCAAGCUGAACUUCGAGAGGUUAGUCUGCGGACAGUGGUCUGCCCGCUGGAGACUGUUUGGAAGGCGCUCAUGGCAAUCGACUCUCGAGUUGGGCAGCUCACUGACUUCGCUAUCAACGGAGCUCUGCGGGAGCUCGCGUCCCGCUGGCACGAGCGCGACCAGGUGGUGCCCACAGACGUUCCCUUCUCCCCCGCCCUGUUCGGCCGCCAGCUGCGGAACUACCUCAACCACCUCAACAAGGUCUUCUGGUCCCCUCUCGGGCUGAUUGUCCUUCACAAGCUGGUUAUAGACAGAGACAUAGAGCUGGAGCACGGCGCCAGGCCGCGGCUGCGAGACCUGCGGUGGUCCCGGGCCGAGAACGAGCGGCUGCUGCGCCUCGUGGAGCUGAAGAGAGACAUGUUCCGCUGCGCGAGAGAGGGCCACUUGUUCUGGCUGCAGCGCCUGGUGGAGGACGGCGCCGACGUGAGCGCCAGGGACUGCCAGGACCGCACCCUGCUGCACGCUGCAGCCCAGGGCGGCCAGGGCCACGUGGUGCGGUGGCUGCUGGGGCUGGGCGCCGAGGCCGUGGACCCGCUCGCCGUGGACUGCAAGGGAUUCACAGCCCUGCAUGUGGCUGGGACCGCGGCCGUGGUGGAGGAGCUGCUCGCCACAGGGUCAGUGCUCCACAAAGGGACCUGUACGCCUCUCCAUCUCGCUGCAGUGUGUGGCCGCGCCGAGGUGGUGGCCGUGCUGCUCAGAGACCCCCGCGACCUGAAUGCGGAGCACAACACGGUGACGCCCCUGCACUGCGCUGCCCGUCACGGCCACGACCAGGUGGUGCGUCUGCUCCUUGCGGCCGGCGCGCGCUGCCAGGCCGACGCUAACGGUCACACACCCACACCUCUUGUCCUUGCUGCGCGCUCCGGCAGCGCCCCCACGGUGCUGCUGCUGCUCGGCGCCGCCCUCCCUGAGGACUACUGGAGGGCCGCUGAGUAUGCCGCUGCGCAUGCCCGCGAGGAGGCCUGCUCCGCGCUGCUGGACGAGCUCGAGGCGCGCGGGCGGCUCCAGUGGGGCCCGGAGGCGAGGAAGGUCCUGUUAGGGGCGGGCCUUGGAGGGAGCAGCGCCGUCGCGCUGAGGCUGCUGGACCUCUCUACUGCCGCCCUGAGCGAGCGCCUGGACGACACCGGGGUAACAGUCCUACACGUCGCUGCCUUUAAGGGUCGCGCUGAGCUCGUGCGCGCGCUCCUCAGCCGCGGGGCGGACCCGCUGGGCAAGGAUGCUGGGGGCGCCUCCGCACUGGACGGGGCAGCAGCGGGUGGCUCCACGGACACCAUCGACGCGCUGGUGGAGCACAUCCCGGGCGGCUCACUGCAGGCGGCCCUCGAUAAGGCGCUGUGUGUGGCCGCACUGCGCGGUCAGCUCGGGGCGGCGCAGCGGCUCGUCCACCACGGCGCGGACGUUAACGCGGUGGACGGGGAGGGUGACACGCCCUUGCGCUGUGCUGCUACAGGGGGCCACACCGAGGUGGUGCGGUGGCUGCUGCUGCGGGGGGCCGACCCGCGCCUGGGCGAGGUCCCUCCUCUGCACCACGCUGCAGCCGACGGGCGGCUGGACGUGGUCAAGCUACUCGUGCCGCCGCUGCACGCGGGGGACCAGGGCCAGGACGACCCUGGCGGCGAGGGGCCCUCAGCCCUGAGCGUGGCCGUGCAGGCAGGCUCGCGGGAGGACCUGGAGCGGAUCCUGGGACGGUUCGUGGAGCACCUCAGGCCCCUCUCCAGCAGGUACACGAAGGAGGACAGGCUCCGGGACAAAGCCGAGUCGACGGCGGCGCUGAGGAGGAAGGAGAAGGAGGAGGGCGAGCGCCUGCGCCUGCUGCAGCAGGUCGAGAGAAAUGGUGGCGCCACGGCCCUUCACAUGGCGGCAGCAAUAAGCAGCGCGCUCCCCGUCGUGGAGUACCUGCUGGAGCGGGAGGGGGAGCUCCUGCGGCGGGUCUACUCCAAGCACAAGAACACCGGCGUGCCGCGGCUGGACGGCCUCACCGUGUACGCGCGGGACUCUGACGGGGACACCGCCCUGCAGUGCGGCGCUCUGUGGCUCUGCGCGCCGAGCGUGGCCGAGGCGCUGCUGAAGCGGAUGGGGGACGAGGUGUGGCUGGCCCGGGGCCACAAGGACCUGCGGGAGGUGCGCGGCAUGGCCGUUGAGGCCCUCUGGCUCGCCGCACCUCAGCCCGGCAGCGGCCGUCUGGUCCGCGCGCUCUGCGGGUGGCUCAGCCUCAGCCACGGGGACGGGCUGCAGGACGUCCGGUGCGGUGCCGUGACGGCGCUGUGCUCCGUGCUGGACGAGGUGUGGGACCGCGUGGUCGCCCUGGUGGCGGGGCGCCUGGCCCGACGGCGGGAGCCCUGGUGGCGCCGCGCGCUGCGGGUGUUGCUGCGCCGGGCGCGCCCGCUGGACUCGCUGACCGCGCUGGCCCUGCGGGUGCGUGCUGUGCUGACGGAGUUGGACUGCCUGGGGGUGCCCCCGCCCCCGCGCGGCCAUGAGGCGCUGCUGUGCCGGUGGGUGGUCGCCCUGAGCGGCGAGGACGACGCGACCCCCGAGAGCGUGCUCCAGAGCAUCAGGGGCGAGGCCCUGGAGUUGGCCCAGAGGGGGGGUGACCAGUCGAGUGUGGAGCUUCUGCGCUUGUGUCAAAGUACUGGCAGUGAAUCUGUGUUCCCUCAUUCUCUGGUCGUCGUGUCCAGGAGUUCCUUUCUUGCCGUUGCUCGUCCACUCCUGCUGGAAGCCAUGCACAUUUUACGUCACACGAUUUUUGACACCUUUUAACCCCCACUUCCUUGCCCUCCCCUUGUGGUGUCACAUUCUCGAACUUAUUGCUUGCUUCCACAGGUUCCACAGCGCUGGGAAAACAGUAAAAAUUUCGAGAAAAUUCGCUGACUUAAUGGUUUCUUUUAAACCACACAUGUAUCACAACGACAACGGGUGGAUAAUUUCAAGAUUCGCCCUUGAAAUCCCAGACUUUGUAACCCUUGUAGAAGUUGAAGAAGUAAAUAAAUACAAAUUAUGAGAGUGAAA
This is a messenger RNA of Frankliniella occidentalis (western flower thrips), 5248 nucleotides long. RefSeq lists its product as uncharacterized. The record is from RefSeq and is a predicted model, not a curated record. Gene Ontology annotation, molecular function: protein binding. The transcript is spliced from 3 exons. Lineage: Eukaryota; Metazoa; Arthropoda; Insecta; Thysanoptera; Thripidae. The coding region runs from base 179 to 4999 and encodes 1606 amino acids.